CACUAUAAAUUCCAUAGAUCGAAAAACUGUAUCAAAAAUCCAUUUUCAUUUGACAGGGUUGGUUGGGUUUAUGUUUUGUACAUCGGAAAAGUUGUUUUUAAUUUCACUAAAUUUAAUGUCGAAUAUAUUCGUAGAACAUUAGGAAAGUAUAUCCAAUCAAACAAUCGAUUUUUGUGUUUGUUUACUCGGUGAAACGAUGAGUUUAAUUGGCAAAAAGCUGAACCCUCAAUUGAGAAGUGAAGAAUCCGACUCGGAUAAUAUGAAAUCAAAAGGCGAAACAAAGUUCAUGACACCAGAAGAUAUUUUCAAUUUAACGAAAAUAUCGGACGAUUAUCUCUGCAGUCCGGACGCUAACAUAUACGAAAUCGAUUUUACAAGAUUCAAAAUUCGCGAUCUCGAAACAAAUGCGGUCUUGUUUGAGAUAGCCAAACAACCAAGUGAACAAUAUUCAGACGAUGGUGUUACAAGUCCAGAUGGAUUGCAAAGCGACAUUGAUCCGAAUGCGGGGAGAUACGUUCGGUAUCAAUUUACUCCGCAAUUUCUCAAAUUGAAAACAGUUGGUGCUACGGUAGAAUUUACGGUGGGACACAAGCCAGUGAACCAUUUCCGCAUGAUAGAACGGCAUUUCUUUCGUGAUCGCUUAUUGAAAACGUUCGAUUUUGAUUUUGGUUAUUGCAUUCCUCACUCCAAGAACACCUGUGAACAUAUUUACGAAUUUCCUACGCUACCGGAUGAAUUAAUUGAGGAGAUGAUAGCCAAUCCGUUCGAAACCCGAUCGGAUAGUUUUUAUUUUGUUGAGAAUCGGUUGGUCAUGCAUAACAAAGCUGAUUAUUCGUAUGACGGUGGAAUUGCAGUAUAAAUUGUAUGUUAACACACAGCCGAUCCUGCACACGCACGCUAAUGUGAACUGGGCAUUUUUCUUAAAACUAAGUUGUUUGGUUUUCUUUCAAACAAAAUUCAAUUGUUAGCUAAACUAAACUAUUCAACAAAAGACUAACGGAC
Messenger RNA from Bradysia coprophila, 1002 nucleotides. RefSeq names its product unc-119 lipid binding chaperone (gene unc-119). Gene Ontology annotation, molecular function: lipid binding. NCBI's taxonomy places the organism in Eukaryota, Metazoa, Arthropoda, Insecta, Diptera, Sciaridae. Gene Ontology annotation, cellular component: cilium. The record is from RefSeq and is a predicted model, not a curated record. Gene Ontology annotation, biological process: cilium assembly; nervous system development; lipoprotein transport.